GGGGUCGCACGCACGCCCGCCUCGGCGGCUGGGCGCGGUUUGCGACAGUGGGGGGGGCGGCGGCGGCGGCGGCGGCGCCGGCUUUGCGGCAGGCCCCGGCCGGGCGUGCUUGACGGCGGUGUGGCGGAGGCCCCGCCCGAGGCGGCAGGAACCUGGAGGGAGGCGGAGGAAUAUGUCCGAGAGGGAAGUGUCGGCAGCGCCGGCGGGAACGGACAUGCCCGCGGCCAAGAAGCAGAAGUUGAGCAGCGACGAGAACAGCAACCCGGACCUCUCCGGAGACGAAAACGAUGAUGCUGUCAGUAUUGAGAGCGGCACAAACACCGAGCGCCCUGACACACCCACAAAUACACCUAAUGCCCCAGGAAGGAAAAGCUGGGGGAAGGGAAAAUGGAAGUCAAAGAAAUGCAAAUAUUCUUUCAAAUGUGUGAACAGCCUCAAGGAAGAUCAUAACCAGCCAUUGUUUGGAGUUCAGUUUAACUGGCACAGUAAAGAAGGAGAUCCUCUGGUGUUUGCAACUGUGGGAAGCAACCGAGUUACCUUAUAUGAAUGCCAUUCACAAGGGGAAAUCCGGCUAUUGCAGUCCUAUGUAGAUGCUGAUGCGGAUGAAAACUUUUACACUUGUGCGUGGACCUAUGAUAGCAACACCAGCCACCCUCUGCUCGCAGUUGCUGGGUCUAGAGGCAUAAUAAGGAUAAUUAACCCCAUAACAAUGCAGUGUAUAAAGCACUAUGUUGGCCAUGGAAAUGCCAUCAAUGAGCUGAAAUUCCACCCACGAGACCCAAACCUUCUCUUGUCCGUAAGUAAAGAUCAUGCUUUACGAUUAUGGAAUAUCCAAACGGAUACGCUUGUGGCCAUAUUUGGAGGUGUGGAAGGGCACAGAGAUGAAGUUCUGAGUGCUGAUUACGAUCUCUUGGGUGAAAAAAUAAUGUCCUGUGGUAUGGAUCACUCUCUUAAACUUUGGAGAAUCAACUCAAAGAGAAUGAUGAAUGCGAUUAAGGAGUCUUAUGACUAUAACCCAAAUAAAACUAACAGGCCAUUUAUUUCCCAGAAAAUCCACUUUCCUGACUUUUCUACCAGAGACAUACAUAGGAAUUAUGUUGAUUGUGUGCGAUGGUUAGGCGAUUUGAUACUUUCCAAGUCUUGUGAAAAUGCCAUUGUAUGCUGGAAACCUGGCAAAAUGGAGGAUGAUAUAGAUAAAAUUAAACCCAGUGAGUCUAAUGUGACUAUUCUUGGGCGAUUUGAUUACAGCCAAUGUGACAUUUGGUACAUGAGGUUUUCUAUGGAUUUCUGGCAAAAGAUGCUUGCAUUGGGCAAUCAGGUUGGCAAACUUUAUGUUUGGGAUUUAGAAGUAGAAGAUCCUCAUAAAGCCAAAUGUACAACACUUACUCAUCAUAAAUGUGGUGCUGCUAUUCGACAAACCAGUUUUAGCAGGGAUAGCAGCAUCCUCAUAGCUGUCUGUGAUGAUGCCAGCAUUUGGCGUUGGGAUCGACUUCGAUAAACUAUUUUUUCCUAGUAAAAAUUAGAGUAUGUUGUCUUUGUAAAAUAGAAUUAAUGUAUCUUGCUAGUAAGGGCACAUAGAGCAUUUAGACUUGUUUUCAGCAUUCAAUCAGGCUGAGCUGAAUGUAGUGAUGUUUACAUUGUUUACAUUCUUUGUACUGUCUUCCUGCUCAGACUUUACUGCUUUUAAUAAAAAUUUAUUUUUGUAAA
This is a messenger RNA of Meriones unguiculatus (Mongolian gerbil), 1707 nucleotides long. RefSeq names its product embryonic ectoderm development (gene Eed). Gene Ontology annotation, cellular component: ESC/E(Z) complex. The transcript has 12 exons. Gene Ontology annotation, biological process: negative regulation of transcription by RNA polymerase II. Gene Ontology annotation, molecular function: protein binding; nucleosome binding. The record is from RefSeq and is a predicted model, not a curated record. Bases 173 to 1498 code for a protein of 441 amino acids. NCBI's taxonomy places the organism in Eukaryota, Metazoa, Chordata, Mammalia, Rodentia, Muridae.